Alnus glutinosa is the source of this 1114-nucleotide messenger RNA. RefSeq names its product bidirectional sugar transporter SWEET1-like. The record is from RefSeq and is a predicted model, not a curated record. The transcript has 6 exons. Gene Ontology annotation, biological process: carbohydrate transport. Gene Ontology annotation, molecular function: sugar transmembrane transporter activity. Gene Ontology annotation, cellular component: membrane. Lineage: Eukaryota; Viridiplantae; Streptophyta; Magnoliopsida; Fagales; Betulaceae. The coding region runs from base 164 to 913 and encodes 249 amino acids.
GAAACUUGCGCCGCCUUCAUAUCUGCUUCUGCUCUCUCUAUCUCUUUGCCCACAAACGUCUACCCAAAACUAAGGAAGACAUAUAUAUAUCCGAUCCCGCGGCCGCUGUACUAUAUCUCUGUCUUGUUUCAACAUUUUGUAGAAAAUAGACUGAAGACGUACAAUGGAUAUUAACACGCAUUUCUUCUUCGGAAUCUUUGGAAACGUUGCUGCUAUGCUCCUCUUCUUGGCCCCAACGAUUACUUUUAAGAGGAUCAUAAGGCACAAGUCGACAGAAGGGUUUUCUGGCAUUACAUACCUGAUGUCCUUUCUCAGUUGCCUCCUUUUCGGAUGGUAUGGCCUUCCAUUUGUAUCCCCUCACAAUUUUUUAUUAUCAACAAUCAGUCUCACCGGUGCCGCAAUCGAGUUCAUAUACGUGGUGAUCUUCAUCCUAUAUGCCCCCAAGAAAGAGAAGGCUAAGAUUUUGGGGAUCCUGACGAUUGUGCUCACUAUGUCAUCAGCCGUGGCCUUAGUGUCCCUCUUUGCCCUGCGUGGCAACACCAGGAAACUCUUCUGUGGCUUUCUUGCUACCAUAUUCUCCGUCAUCAUGUUUGCCUCCCCUCUGUCAAUUAUGAUGAUCGUGAUUAGAACUAAGAGUGUGGAAUUCAUGCCAUUUUUCCUGUCGCUGUCUGUGUUCUUGUGCGGCACUUCAUGGUUUAUCUAUGGUCUACUCGGUCGUGACCCUUUUGUUUCUGUGUCCAAUGGCUUCGGCUGCGGUCUGGGGGCCAUGCAACUGAUGUUGUACUUCAUCUACCGGGUCCGUGACAACAAGAAACCAACUCCUGAAGAAUCUGUGGAGAUGGGCCUUCCUAUACCUCAUCACCAAGAGAAGAAAUCCACCGCAAAUGGGUCAGCUCUGCAAGGGCACGACUAAAAUCUCCUGUUUGUAUCAUUGGACCACCCCCGCAUCAUUUUCAAUUAAUAAUCCUGUAAUUCGUGAACCAUUCGUAUCCAAUUCCCCUUCUGUAAGUUGUAGCUUUGCUCCUGUGAUGACAACGCCAUAUAAGAUGGUAGAUUGAUUACGAACAAAAAGUGGGAUAUUUCAGUGAAUCUUAUUGAUUCUAUUCUAGCGGAA